Tuber melanosporum (Perigord truffle) is the source of this 1390-nucleotide messenger RNA. RefSeq lists its product as uncharacterized. The record is from RefSeq and is a predicted model, not a curated record. The coding region runs from base 1157 to 1390 and encodes 77 amino acids. Lineage: Eukaryota; Fungi; Ascomycota; Pezizomycetes; Pezizales; Tuberaceae. The transcript is spliced from 2 exons.
CGUAUGCAAAGAUUCCGGAUCACGAGUGAAAAAAGAAAAGCGGAAGAAGAAAAAGAGUGAACCACAGACCAUCCCUCCGUCCGUUCAGUCUUGUCACUUUAUGAGACAUCACACGUUUUCGGAUCUGGCCGCCGGAAUUUGCCUGGUCGAUGGGUGUCAUGUCCAUGUACCGUACCGGUACGAGUAUAAGAGCUCGCAAUAUAGGAUACCGGUAUGAAAAACGUGGCAGGAUUUUUUUUACUUUCUUUUGGCAAAUUCUCUCUCUUCUUAAUUAUUCCUCCGGCUUAAUGCGUUCGAUUUUGGACAUCGCUUUCUACGCAUUAGGGGAAGUGCGAUGGGAAAAGGAGCAAGAAAGGGAAGAGAGGGCAAUUUAGCAAAACCCCGUUUCCUUGCUCUAGACCUCGGAGGACGUAACAGAUUGGUACCACGAUGCAGCAAAAUUUGACAGAAAGGCGAGAGGGAGAGAAAAAGGAGACCUUAGUUUCUCCCAAGCGGAUAAGAAAUCUGCGACAUGCAGCCUGCACUUGAUCAAUCAAAUAUUAAAAUGAGAUAAAGUUCUGCUCAUGCAAAGACUUCUAACUGCAGGAGUCAGGCAGGCAGGCGGCCUCGGAAUUGCCCUCUCGGGACCGGGACCAGUAGCAGCAACCGAACCAAGCCAAGCCACGGCAAACGCCACCUUGUUGUUAUUGCCGAUUCUCGACCGACCAAAACCACGCAAGGGCGGCAACCGGAAUAACUUUGGAUGAGCGCAGGAAAGAAUUUGUUUCAUGUACCGGCAUGCAGUAUGGGGGGAGCCGGAAGGGAGGGUACAGCACCUGCCUUUCUCUACUCGUACAAUUGGAGCAUGAGAAGCGAUGGAGAGAGGGGAAGAAAAAAAGGUUAACCUGUCUGGCCGGGAAGCGGGUCAGACGCAUUGGCGAAUCGAAUCGCUUUGUAAAUUUUUCCUCGGAUUCUCACUGUCGAACCCCCGGGCUCAGCUCGGCAAAGAGCAAAUCUAACGCACUACCGGUAUGUGCUAUUGAAUUUCCUCUUGCUAUCGUACUUGCUACUGUUGGAGGUCGGUUGGGAUUUCUAGAUUUCCACUUUUCCGGCUGCGUUUCAACGGAUUCGCUUCCACGUUUGACUGACUUCUUGGUCUAAUACGUUAACUAAUGCAAUGUUUGGUAGCGUAGAGUACAAGUUUUCAUUCUGCGCUGCGGUAAUUCCCGUGCACAAGACGAACUCCACUGUGCUAGUGCUCUACUCUCGUACAGGUAGCCUUCAACCGAACCUUAGCUUCCCAGGCUCUUUGAGUCGCUCCCCGGAAAUGCCAUCGUCGGCCGUAAAUGUUUUUAUUAUUAUUCAAUUCUUCGCUUUCGCGAAAACCCGAGCGCCAACCGUGUCACCAUAG